Molecule: messenger RNA, 1069 nt
Organism: Fusarium redolens
Lineage: Eukaryota; Fungi; Ascomycota; Sordariomycetes; Hypocreales; Nectriaceae
Exons: 2
Coding region: 443-619 (58 amino acids)
Source: RefSeq, a predicted model, not a curated record
CAUGGCUAACAUGAAAGCUCUCGUCUCUAACCAAAGCAUCAUCACCAGGCUCAUAAACGUCUCGCAUGCUAAGGCCUUCAGUAGCCAGGGUGGCCAUAUCUAGGACAAUAUAACUAUUCCUACUAUUUCCUCUAAUAAAUUUCUCAUCGAAGUUAAGACUAUGGCCCUUAACUUGAUAGAUUUUAAGCAUCUAGAUGCUAUCUCUCCCCCCCAUUCUAUUAUUAGAUGUAAUUAUAUAGGUAUUAUUUAUUAAGUAGGCGACUCUACUAAAGGCAAAUAGAAGGUUGGUAAUUGCAUGGCCGGCGCUAUCUACAGCAGCCUAUACCUUGAUAAAGGCACUUUUGCUAAGUACUUAAAGACCUAUGCAGAUUUGGCCUAGAAAGUUCCUGAUAGCAUUAGUAAUAUAGAUAUAACUAUAUAUAGAAUCUCUAUUAUAACUACUAUGCUUAUCCUUAAUAUUUAUUAUAGGCUCCCUUUUAUUACUAUUAAACCUAUAACUCCUAAGAAUAAAACUAUCUUUAUUUAUAUAAGAGUAACUAGUAUUAGAUUAUAUUAUAUUAAGGUUAUAAAGGCUGCUAGAUAUAUAGUUAUUAUAACUGCCUCGCCCUGUUUAUUCUAGUUAGUAAAGGAAUAUAAUACUAAUACUAUCUUUAACUAUAAGUUACUAACCAUUAUAGCAGAUAUUAUUAAAAAGUAUCUUAAGAUUAUAAAGGCGGUAGAUUGCUUCUCUAAGGGCAAGUUAAUAUCUAUUUAUGCUGCGGUACUUAAGCCUAGUAGUAGUAAGGUAGUUAUGCUAUUACCUAAUAGCAAAUCUAGCACUCCUAGCAUAACUUAUAAUCUUAUAAUGUUAUAUAUGGCUUUUGGGCACCCCUUUUACCCUAAGUUUAAAGCCAGGCUAUAAGAUUAUACUGCCCUUAUUCGCUUUUAUGAAAUUCUGCUAUAAAUUAUAUAUAUCUUAAAGCCCAUCCCGACUAUUGUGCUGAAGAACGGCUUUGAUGGCGUGCUGGAAGGGUUGAAUAAAUUGCAGGCAGGACAGGUAACAGGAGGCAAACAGGUUAUCAGGUUUAAU